Messenger RNA from Penicillium soppii, 1629 nucleotides. RefSeq names its product MAP kinase kinase Ste7 (gene ste7). Gene Ontology annotation, biological process: protein phosphorylation. The coding region runs from base 1 to 1629 and encodes 542 amino acids. The record is from RefSeq and is a predicted model, not a curated record. Lineage: Eukaryota; Fungi; Ascomycota; Eurotiomycetes; Eurotiales; Aspergillaceae. Gene Ontology annotation, molecular function: ATP binding; protein kinase activity. The transcript is spliced from 4 exons.
AUGGCGGACCCGUUCCAGGCCCGCACGUUGAAACGCAAGAACGUCAAAGGUCUUGCUCUCAACGCUGCACCCAAACCCGCUGCGGAUGAAGCCCUUGGAUCGAACGGAAACAGUGAAAGCAAUCCCACAGAUACCCUCGAAAUUGGCUUGGAGUUUCGCCUUGAUCUUCGCAGUGAGGACUUGGUCACAUUAAAGGAACUUGGCGCUGGAAAUGGAGGUACCGUAUCCAAGGUGAUGCACGCAUCUACCAAGGUAGUGAUGGCUAGAAAGAUCAUCCGUGUCGAGGCCAAAGAAAACGUGCGGAAACAGAUUCUACGAGAACUCCGAGUCGGACAUGACUGCAAUUGUCCCAAUAUUGUCACUUUUUACGGUGCAUUCCAAAACGAAGCCAGAGAUAUUGUGCUGUGCAUGGAAUACAUGGAUCUCGGAUCUCUUGAUCGUGUUUCUAAAGAUUUCGGCCCUGUGCGAGUCGACGUGCUAGGAAAGAUCACCGAGUCUGUCCUGGCUGGUCUUGUCUACCUAUACGAAACCCACCGCAUUAUGCACCGUGAUAUCAAGCCCUCCAAUAUAUUGGUCAACUCCCGCGGCAACAUCAAGCUUUGUGACUUCGGUGUCGCUACCGAGACAGUCAACUCAAUUGCCGAUACAUUUGUCGGCACUUCCACAUACAUGGCACCCGAAAGAAUCCAGGGAGGAGCUUACACGGUUCGUUCAGAUGUAUGGAGUGUGGGCUUGACAGUCAUGGAGCUGGCUGUGGGAAAAUUCCCCUUCGAUCAUUCCGACUCGGCUGCUGGAAACCGUGCCAGCGCAGGGCCGAUGGGUAUUCUCGAUCUUCUUCAGCAAAUUGUCCACGAGACGGCACCCAAGCUGCCAAAGAGUGAUGCUUUCCCGCCUAUUCUGCAUGAUUUUGUUGGAAAGUGUCUUUUGAAAAAAUCCGAGGAACGGCCAACGCCUCGAGAACUAUAUGACAAGGAUGCUUUCUUGCAAGCCGCCAAGCGGACGCCUGUUGACCUUGAGGGAUGGGCAAGGAGCAUGGUAGAUAAAUACAACCGCAAGUCCUACCUAGGACCGCCAGCACCGAAAUCUCUCCGGGGUGCUCAGACGCCAACUUCAAACCCGAGCCCAUCUCCUGUUGCAGCUCCCACAUCAGCAACUAUUGGAAAACCGCUACCCAUCAGCAAGUCAAGCCGAACCCCAACAUCCAGCGACCCCCGGAUUGCCAACGAAUAUUCCUCCAACCCCCGUUACUAUGAGCCACAGCCCCAGGCCCAGCUCCAGACCAAAUCCCAGCCUCAGUCUUCUCAUUAUUACUCAUCGUCUGGAUCCACGCGGUCUCCGCAGCCUCCCUCCCUGGAGAACCUCUCACUUGAAGAAAAAGACGAUGGCCCUUCGCGUGUGGGUCGCCCCCCGAUGCGCCAACGCGGCGAACCCGCUUCCGCGAUCGAUUCUCGAAAUCCAAUGAGCUUCUCCCGCUCGGCGAGCUCCCAUAAUUACAAAUACGGCACCAGCUUGUCCAACUCGACAAUGCCACUGCCACUGCGCGCCCCUCCUCCAAAUGGACUGCCACCUACUCCACCAGUCCCAGCAGGUGGGAACUGGCGAAGCCAGCCCGGUGCAACACCUCGUUAA